AAAUUAGUAUCAUCUAAAGUUAAAUCUACUACAACAGAAAAUGAAGAUCGCCGCUGGCACUCUAUUACUCAGCAUAUCAAUUUUCCUACAUUCUCUUGAAUUAAUAAGUUCACAAUUUGGUGGUCCAAGGCAAACUAAUUUAGAGGAAAUGUUUCCUGGAUGCGAAGGUGUCCAUUUUCCUGAUAUCGUGGAAAUGACGGAAGAAGAAGUUCUAUCCUAUUCUACUUUCAAAAAAUUCAACAGACACCGAAAGAUUCACGCAGCUGCAAAUUACGUAAGAAGGGAUGAUUAUAUUUUUGGAUUUCUGCGAGAAAAUAUAAUUAAAUUCCUGAAUAUUUUGUUUCAACUGCGGGAACCCUGUACUGUAUUUAAAAUAAGCAAAAGAAAGUGGUAUACUAUGAACUGUGAAGAAUUAGUGAAAUUGGGUGUGAACCGUAAUUUGCGAUUUGUUAAGGAGCAUGAUCAGGCACAUAAUAUGUUACACAGAGCUCACCAUGAACAGAACCCACAUGAAGACACCGAAGCAUGCAAAGUAGCAUACCGUGUAACAAUGCCUUUCGAAUCAGAAGGUAGAGUAGGACAUAUAUUUACACCGGCAGAACACGCGAAUGCAGUCAGUUCCCUAUACAUUCAAACAUAUAAUAAAGAAUUCAGACGUUUGCUGGCAAGACGAAUUCCACAAUCAACUCCGCAACCUGAACGUCAGCAAAGAACAACAUCAUGUGUAGGACAGUGUAUGUAUCUAUAAAUAAAUAUGUGGUCUAGUGGUUAGCGCGCUUCUCCACAAACUUGAGAGGCUACGUACUGAGAAAUCUGGAGAUCUUGAAACUAAGUUUGCGGCAGUCACAAUCGAAUUUACAUAGAGAGUGCUAAGAUUUCCUUGAGAUUGCCGGGAGUGCCGAGAUCUUCAAAACUUCUUGAGAUCGGGACUUUCGAGGAGAAAUCAGGCUUGGAUAAGCUCCGCGGCGUUCGGAUAGAGUUGGUUCUCAGUUCGGCUUCCCGAGUCAGUUUGUACAUCACGAAAGUUUGAAUGCUUCCUAGUGUGAAUGCUCCAGACUUGGUAAAAGAUUGAUAAGAAUUCCUUAAAGUGUUCUCCUAAUAAUUCCAGAGCGGCAAUCUAGGAUUUCUCAGUGACUAGCCCCUCGCCUAAAUGUCAGUCGCAGAUCCGUAGACUGGCUUAAGUAAUAAUAAUAAGUAAUAAUAAACUAGGAAUAAGAAGCACCAUACGCAGGUUUAACUGUGGUUUUUCUUGUAUACUACAGAAAAAAAUCAGGAAAUUAUGUUAACAAAAAAAAAUGAUUUAGUUGAAUACUAGUGCUGAUAUUUUAAAAUACGGGCGCAACCGCUGGGGUAUAGAAUCAGUAGUCGUCUUUCCUUUGGGGGUAUAUAAAGUCAGAACGAUGUA
This is a messenger RNA of Belonocnema kinseyi, 1405 nucleotides long. RefSeq lists its product as uncharacterized. Lineage: Eukaryota; Metazoa; Arthropoda; Insecta; Hymenoptera; Cynipidae. The record is from RefSeq and is a predicted model, not a curated record. The transcript is spliced from 2 exons. Bases 41 to 748 code for a protein of 235 amino acids.